This is a messenger RNA of Anopheles bellator, 2823 nucleotides long. RefSeq names its product serine-rich adhesin for platelets-like. The transcript is spliced from 3 exons. Bases 1 to 2823 code for a protein of 940 amino acids. Lineage: Eukaryota; Metazoa; Arthropoda; Insecta; Diptera; Culicidae. The record is from RefSeq and is a predicted model, not a curated record.
AUGGUGGUAGCAGCAGCGGCGGCGUCGCUGCACGGGGACGAAGAACGCGAGGAGCGAGAGCGGUGCCAACGCGAGGAGGACGAGACGGCCGGCGAGGAGGACGAGACGGCCGGCGAAGAGGAGGAGGAGGAGGAGGAGGUGGCCGGCACGACGGCCACCUGUACCGAGGACGAGCGGCACGCGGCCGGCUCGGUGUCGACGAUGUACGCCGAGAACUGUCACUGCAGCCGGGGCAAUCUGACGACCACCGACGACGACGACGAGAUCCAGCAGUACUUUAUAGUGGACCACACCCAGCAGCAGCACCACGUGCCAGCGGCCGCAGCACCACAGCGCAGCGUCUCACGGCGCCCCUCGGUCUCGAGCGGUGCGUCCCGUCGCAGCACGCCCCGAUCGCGGCGUGGCACGAUGACCCCGAUGAGCUGCUGUUCGCACCACUCGCAGCCACCCGGAGUGGCCCCCGUCGCUAGCUACCCGCACCACAACCACCACCCGCAGCGCUUUACGGAUCCGGAGUCUCCGGCCGCGGUGAGCCGGCGGACCGACAGUGGGUCGAAUGCGACCAUCUCGAACUUUAACAUCAACCCGGCGCGGUUCCAGUGUAGCUACUACACGGCGGACGAGAGCGAGAACUCGUACUGUUCGAUCAGCGGCGAGAACAUCCGGCAGAUCCAGGCGCAAACGGCCAUCCAGCAUCGGCUCGAUCGGGAGGAGCAGAAGCAGCGGCUGGUGCCGCUCCCGCUGCAGCCACCAGAUCAACCGACGGCGGCGCUCGUCACGGACACCGACAGCCAGCAGGAUGUGGCCAGCCUGAACGAGUCGAUCCUCUCGACGGGCGUCGAGUCGACGUCGAGUGAUCAGCGAGGUCCGGCCGACGGGGGAUCGACGACGACUACGACCAGCACGACGACCACGUCGACCACGCAGCGCCAACUGCUCCACCAGGUUGGCCCUGGGGCCGGUGGGGGGAGUGGAGGCCGCGGCACACCGAAGAGUGCCGGCAGCCAGCUCGUCCUGACACCGUCCAAGAUCACGAUCGAGAACAUUGGCCAGCUGUCGGAGCUGGGCCGGACGGAGAGCUACGAGUUCGACGACCUGGACAUCAACAUCCCGGAGAUCUUCCAGUCACCGUCCAAGAUCAAGUGGAGCUUCCUGGCGCACCUGGACGAGUCGAAGUCGAACAAGUCGCGCAUCAGCUCCGUCUCGAGCCUGGUGGACGCGGCCAGCAGUGGCCGGGGACGGAGCGGAACCGAGUCGGGUGGGGCCGAUGUUAGCGAGACGGCGAGCGACAACGAGUACAGCCCGAACCGGAUCCGGCGCCGCCGACCGGAGCCACUGCCGAGCGAGGCGGUGGGCGGUGGUCCGAGCAGUGCCCAGCAGCCAGGAGUCGGGAUUCAGGCGUCGUCAUCGAGCUGCAAGAUCGAGGAGCUCCUCAAGAAGUCAUCCCCGUCGGCAUCGUCCGACUUCAAGACGGUGUCGAUCUGGCGGGCAGAGAACGGUGACGAAGGGAACGCGAUCAUCUUCCAUCACGAGAGCGAGAUCGUCGAGAAUUGCUGCACGAACCAUUUUUUAGACCACAGUAACUACGACGUGUGCCGGGUGGACAAUUGCGAUUAUCUGAUCCGGAGCAGCGACACGGACACCGGUUCGAAACGGGCGUCCUGUGGGACGCUCUGCAAGAGCGAAGAGCGCCUCAACAACGCGAUCGCUCCGUCGGCCUCGCUGGCCAAGCAGCUGGAGCUGAAGCAGCGGAACGUGUUCACCACGACCGGGCCGAUGAGUGCGGGGGCUGCAACCACACCGACGCUGGCCGCGGCGGGGGUCACCGCUCCGACGGCCACGACGGUGUACAGCAUCAUCUCGCCCGAUCUGAAGCGCUUCGAGAAGCAGACGAACCUGAACCGCCACUCGGUCAACCUGAGCCAGAACCUCCCCGCUUCGCCGACGUCGUCCUCGUCCACGUCGUCCAUCUUUGCCGGUAACUACGCCGGCUCGUCGUCGGUGUAUCGGAACAUCAAUCACCAUCAGGAGGCGACCUCGGCGGAUUACGACAAGCUCCUCAAUACCACCAGCGCGGGAACGCUGUCACGUGGCGCAGGAUCCUCGUCCCGGUCGCGGAUUAACACGGCUCCGGGCAGCACCGGUUCCCGGUCGGCCACCUCAACCCUCCGGCGACUCACGACACCGGCCGGAUCAUCGACGACAUUCAACAAUCAAACGACAGCGGGACCGCAUUCCAACAACUACUACGACGACGGGACCCGUACACUGUCGACCGCUUCACUCCGGGGGCCACCACCACCGCCACCACCACUGCACGAUACGGUGGUCGUUACGGGCGCUCCGGAACCUGGCGAUCCGGCGGUGCCACCGUUCAGCAUCUCGGCCGGGGCGGAAACGGCGGCCGCGGCCGCCGCCAGCCAGUUCUACAACAAAUCCUACCACUACAACCUGACCGCCCAGAACCAGCUCUACUUUCAGGCCUUCUCGAACGCGGUCCGCGAGCAGGAGCAGCAGAACUGCGAGUUCCACCAGCAGCAACCGCAGACACCGUCGCCGCAGCCGCAGCCCAGCUGCCCGCAGUGCUACGAGUACUACGGCUGCCAGGCGCAGUACUACGCGAACGCGACCAACGAAGCGGACAGCGAUGCCGGCCCCGGCGGUGGCGUGAUGCGACGGCGGGGCGGCUGGCGACGGAACGUGGGCACCACGCUGCGCAUCAACGGGCUGGUGCGGGUCGUCCGGACGAGGGCCCGCAAGUGCGCGGACUACAUCCGCCAGAAGGAGCACCAGAGCAACAACCGGUUCCGGCGGCGCAAGUAG